Motacilla alba alba is the source of this 4493-nucleotide messenger RNA. RefSeq names its product hornerin-like. Lineage: Eukaryota; Metazoa; Chordata; Aves; Passeriformes; Motacillidae. The record is from RefSeq and is a predicted model, not a curated record. The transcript has 66 exons. Gene Ontology annotation, molecular function: oxidoreductase activity, acting on metal ions. Bases 27 to 2975 code for a protein of 982 amino acids.
CACACUGACCACAGAGGGACCGGAGGAUGCCCACGCAUCAGCACUGGGUCGAUAAGAUGAGGAGACACUCCUGCUUUGUUUUUUUGUUCUGUUGGAUAUUUUUGCCUGGAAUCCUUGGUUUUCCACAGACAAAUACCUCAAUUGAUUGUGAUUCUCUGUUACCAAACUAUGAAGCUGAACCACAGACAUCUGCACCACCAUAUAUUAUUGCUGUAUCUUUUGAUAACUUUGAGCCAGGAAAUGAAGUCCAAGUAACUCUAGAAGCACUUGGAGAUGCUGGGUUUAAAGGAUUUAAUCUACAAGCUCGAGAAAUAGAUGGAGAUGUUCCUGUUGGUACUUUUAAAAUUACAGAUCCAAACACUAAAGGCCUGGAAUGUCAUAACAUGACGAAUUCAGCAGUAAGUAAUGCCAAUUCAGAUGUGAAACAGAAGGUUACAACAACAUGGAUUGCUCCACCUGAUGUUAGAGAGCUUCAAUUUAUUGCAACUGUUGUUCAAAAUCUAGAGAACUUUUGGGUUGGAAUUCAAAGCAAAACUCUCACACCUACACAUUCUGAGUCAGUUAACGUGACAGGAAAAAGUAAAAGGAAGCUUAUGAUAGAAUUAGAAUGUAACAAGCGUGGAGGGACCUACUCAACAGGCCGAUGCAUCAUGGUUGGACCUCCCAGUUCCUCUCAGAACAGCUAUUCAGGCAGUCAGGGUGGAGUAGUCUACACAAUAAGCAAGAGUGGAUGUGGCCCUGGAGGUGCUGCUGGUGCAUAUGGCCUACAAGCCUGCAGAGAUAGUGCAUCCUUAUCCAGCAGUGGUCUUACUUAUGGCCAGUCUGUCCCUUCAAGCAGUUCAGAUUCCAGUAAGAAGGUAGUGGUUGUUGCCAACAGCAACCCUUUUCCACCUGUGCGUCACACCUUCCCUCAGAGUCUGGGAAGCUCUGCUACAAGGAUCAUAGUACAGAGUGGACAAAAACAGCAAACCAGCAGCAGUACUUAUAUUCAGGGCUACAGACCUCAAGGUGGCAGUUCCUAUGGCCAGGGUUCUCAGCCUCAAGGUGGCAGCUCCUAUGGACAGGGUGGACCAAGUUUCUCAGGCAGCAGCAGCAGCAGCAGCUCCUAUGGCCAGCCUCAAGGUGGCAGCUCCUAUGGACAGGGUGUCUCCUACGAUAGCAAUCCCUGCCACCAGGGUGGAUCACAGGGUGGUCAGCAGAGUGGAUCAUCAUCUUCCCAAAAUUAUGGUGACAACCAGGAUGGAUCCUACUCACAAAACUAUGGUGGUGGCCAAGGUGGAUCAUCCUCAGACACCUAUUAUGAUAAUCAGGAGUCACAAGAUUCCUCAUAUGAUAAUAACCCCAACGCUUGUGAUGAUAAUGACACUACCUACAGUGCCAAUAAUCAGCGUUCUGGUUGUGCAAAGAAGAAAGUUGUUGUUGCCCGAGACACAUCAAAUGUUUUAAGCAGAAGAGCCUAUGAUGUACAGAAUGCCUCUUCUCCUUCAAAUAGCAGCCACUCUGACAUGCAGGGUGGAUCAUUUAUUGCAACCAGUGGAUCAAGUAAUCAGGGUGGUUGCAUUUGUCCUGAUGGAAGCAGUGGUUACAGACAGGGAGCCCCAGGUUCUUCACACAGCACAUAUUCUGGUUACCAGGGAGGGCCUUACUUCUAUCCUGGAGGAUCCUAUGGACAGGGCGGCCCAGGUUCUUCCCACAGUUCUUACUCUGGUAACCAGGGAGGGCCUUCCUACUAUCCUGGUGGAUCUUACGGACAGGGAGCCCCAGGUUCUUCACACAGCACAUAUUCUGGUUACCAGGGAGGGCCUUACUUCUAUCCUGGAGGAUCCUAUGGACAGGGCGGCCCAGGUUCUUCCCACAGUUCUUACUCUGGUAACCAGGGAGGGCCUUCCUACUAUCCUGGUGGAUCUUACGGACAGGGAGGGUCUUCUGCUUAUGAUGGCGGCAGUGAAUCCUAUGACCAUAGGAUUAUGGGUGGAUCUUCUGUAUAUAGUGGUUCUGAGACUUAUGGCCAGGAUUCACCUUCCAUGGGAGCCAGUGAAACUGAAGAUAGUGAUUCCUCCUCAUUGUCUGGUAGCCGCCAGAGUGAACGGGAUUUUUAUUCCCCAGGAGGCAGCCAGUCAGGUGGACAUGGGUCAUCUUCUCAAAGUGGUAGCUACUCCAGUGGACAGGACUCAUCCUCAUCUGGAAGCAGCCAGUAUGGUGGGCAGGGUUCACCUUCCUCAGGAGGCAGCCAGUCUGGCGGACAGGGUGGAUGUGAUUGUUCUGGGGCAAAUUCUAGCGGAUCCCCUACUUUAGUCAGAAGUGAUUCCUCUGCAAAUGACUCAUCUGCUUCUGGAGGCAGCCAGUACAACAGCCAGGAUUCAUAUUCCUCUGGAGCUAGCCAGUAUGGAGGACAUGAGUCAUCUUCUUACGGAGGCAGCCAGUAUGGUGGACAAGGUUCACCUUCCUCAGGAGGCAGCCAGUAUGGUGGACAGGGUUCACCUUCUUCAGGAGGCAGCCAGUAUGGAGGACAGGGUCCAUCUUUCUAUGGUAGCAGACCUUAUGGAGGACAGGGCUUUUCUUCAGGGGUCAGACAGUCCGGUGGACAGGGUGGGUGUGUGUGCCCCGGUGGAGGUUCAGGCUCUUUCGCAGGAACCAGCUACCAUGGUGGACAGGGUUCAUAUCCUGGAAGUAAUCAGUAUGGUGGACAGGGAUCUUAUCCCUCAGGAGGCAGCCAAUAUGGUGGGCAGGGCUCAUAUCCAUCUGGAGGCAGACAACAUGGUAAACCAGGUUCCUCUUCCUCAGGAGGCAGUCUUCAAGGAAAGCCUGGAGGCUCUGGCUCAGGAAGCACCUACUCUGGGAAACCGCAAUCUCCUUACUCAGGCGGCAGUCAAGUGAGCUCUGCUGGGAAACACUCUACUCCCCAACUCCUGAUGUUAUUCAGUGUUUUGAGUGCCUUUGCUCUCUCUGCGGCUGUAUCAAAAUGGUCUAUAUGAACUUCUGAAGUGUUACUUGACAUUGUAAACAUGGAUUAUAAUCUGUAUUAUUAUAUUACCUAAUGUAAGAAAAAAAAAUACCAUUAAGUCAAAUUGGCAGAUGCUACUUGGCUGUUAUGUUGCAUGUCUAGCUGGUAUGUCAUGCCCCUCAUUAGUUUACCUCUGGUUUUAGUCAUUAGUAGUUAUCAUUAGUUGUGUCAGUGUUUUAGGCAUCAUUUUAAGAGAGCAUAUGGUACCGUACCUAUAGGAUAUAUUUCUACUUCCAACAGGGAAUACGAUGAACACCUACCUAAAAUGAUUGGUGUGACAAAUGAAUACUUAGGAAAAUAUUUGGUUAUUAGCCAAAGCAGACAAGGUGAAAUAAAUUGUUGUAUAUGCAAAAUGAGCACUGUGCCUGGUGAUCAUGGCAUAAGGUAAGGCUAAUGUAAACUUCUGAUCAGCAGUUCUCCAUGGGACAGAAGAAAAGGUACUGAAGUAGUAUCACAGUAUUGGUUUUAGUCUUUUGUAAUCAAAUGCAAAUUUGAUAUGGAGAUUGCAAAGCAAAAAAAACCCCAAAAACUCCACCGGACUGAAUUUUUUUGGGUUACUUAAAGUUUAUUCAUUAAAAAAAUGAAACAGAUCAGAGCAAAGACAUUAUGAACUCCAUUCAAACCAGCUGCAAAUAUCUAGAGUUCUGUAGAGAAGCAUAUGAGACACAUGUACCCUAGGUUAGGCUGAUAAACUGAAAUCUGCUGAAAAAUGAAGCCUUUUUCCCUGGAAGGAAUAGGAAAAUAAUUAAAUUCAUAAAAUGAAUACCCUCUUAGCUCCCUUUUUCAAGUAUUUAGUUUAACCUGUGAUACAUCGUGUAUCUGAAGGGUUAAUUUCGUGAGUGCAUCUACAAGCAGGUACAUCAGCGUGCUUACUGAAAUACCAGGGCCCGUUUUUGAGUUCAGCAGCAAUUCCACACCUUGAAGCAAACUCUUCUGGACCUCUCAGAGCCACCUUCUGUUUGGUGUUAACAAAGCGCAUUCACCUAAAGCAUACUUGUAAUGAAUGUGUUAUUGAACAUGUGGCUGCUAUUAAAACUACCAUUAUUAGUAGCGUGCUCUUCUGUCACAGUUUACAAUUGUAAUUGGUGGGAGAGGUUUCCAUUCAAGCGUGAGAGGUUUCCAUUCAAGUUCUCCUACCAGCUUCCGCGGGGCCAGGAUUUCACCCGGUUUUGAUGUGCAGCACUACCCUUUGCCAACCAUGGGUAAAUCAACCUGCAAUUGAUGCACGAAGUUAUGCCCAUAUACGAUCUUCAAAAUUCGGUGAACAAUUUGUUUCUUCGGACAACACAGUAAUGCUCCGCUUGAGAGGUCCGUACCUUAAUUCGAACCUGCCCUACCAUUCUCUAAUAAAUUUGUGAUGGGCUUCAUACAAAACGCUCGUGUCAGUGGCUGCCGAAGUUCCCCGCUCCCGGUUUGGGCGGCUCACGGCCCGUGCCGCUCCGGGCCGCAGGCACUGCGGGCUCCGGGAGCCGCCCGCGCCCCGCGCCGC